Messenger RNA from Brienomyrus brachyistius, 1479 nucleotides. RefSeq names its product rab7a interacting mon1-ccz1 complex subunit 1 (gene rimoc1). Gene Ontology annotation, biological process: mitophagy. Bases 60 to 896 code for a protein of 278 amino acids. The transcript is spliced from 6 exons. The record is from RefSeq and is a predicted model, not a curated record. Lineage: Eukaryota; Metazoa; Chordata; Actinopteri; Osteoglossiformes; Mormyridae.
GUGUCACAUGACCGCUGUUGCGGGAGGGCGGGGCUGUGUCACAUGACCGGGCCUCAGCCAUGGCCGACGACGCCAGACGGCGGGGCUUCGAGUUGGAGCGGAGGGUGUUUGAGCUGGAUAGCAAAUGCUCCGGCCUCCGCAUGGAAAAACACGAUGAUGAUUAUUUGCAGAAUGCUUCCACCAUACUAGACAAGCUGAAGAACUACUACAGACACGGGGCCGAGAGCAGCAGCCUACCGAAGCUACUGCAGGAUUACACCCAGGUGGUUCUGGAUGUGACGUUUUACGAGGAGAACCAGCUGGUGGACCAGGAGUUCCCCGAGGACUCCUCCCCGUUCCGGAUCCAGCAGCUGCUGCAGGACCUGACCGAGCCGGAGCUGCUGGCUGGGAGAUUGGUGCCAACACAGGAUGUCCAGACAGUGCUGGGCGUGGAGCUGCUCGAGUGUCUGUACUGGCGCCGCGGGGCGCUGCUCUACAUGUACUGCCACACCCUCCACCAGAGAAAACAGUGGAUCAAGAAGAACCAAACAACGUUCCUUAAGUAUCUGCAGGAGGGGGUGCGCUACCUGAUGCGGAUGCUGCAGGUGAGGAACUCCGUGAAGCUCAGUGAUGGUGUCGUGUUUCAUGACUCGACGACAGCCAGCUUCCUCAGUGAAGGCAUCUUCUCAGACACCCACCUGCUGGCUAUGAUGUACGUUGGAGAGCUAUGCUUCUGGGCCGUGAAGUACGAGGACAUGGACCCAGAGGCCCCCCCCGAGCGCCGGGAAGAGCGCAUCCACUUUCGGGAUGUCGGCACACAGGUGCUGCAUAAGUACGUGCUGGUGUGCGAGGGUCCCCUGCAAGGCCAGGGCUGGAGCACUGACAACGCCAAGGAGAUCCUGAGUGUGCUGCAGUGAGGGGUCGCCCUGGCUGCUUACACUAAUGCAUAACCUAACCCAACAAACGCAGCCUUCUGCCUCUGCAGCGAGACAGUUGUAUAAUGAGCUGGAGAACCUGCACAUACUGCAACCCCCCCCCCCCCCUCCCCCCAGGGACUGAGCUCGAGACCCCCCAGACAAACACCCCCAGGGACUGGGCAGAGCACGAGGGCCCUGGGGGCUUCACUUAAACAAUAGCUCACUAAUAGUCCAGCUGGGAGUUCAGAAUGUUCCUCACCAGCUGCUUCUAUUUAUUUUAUGCUAUUUGUGUUUCAUUUUUUUUUUUUACUUUACAAUUUAUUAUUUAAAAAGAUAUUUCUAAAUUAUUUGCAUUUAUAUAUUGAAAGGGAGGGGAUGGAUAAAAGUUUGGCAGAAACGUAUGUAUUGCUUGAGAUUUGGUGGUCCAGUUCCUGACGCUGUCCGCGCGCGGACAGGCAGUUCACAGAUUUCACUUUUGAUAGCGACAUUUACACAAAUGAUCUGUGUUAGUGGUAUUAUUUUUACUAUGUAUUUAAGUUUUUUUAUGUCAUCAUUGAAAAUAAAUGUUGAUUUUAAAAGGAAA